AUGGUGUCCCUGCUCUUCCUCUGCCUAAUCCUUGCGCCUGUGAGCUGCAUUAAAAUAGGCAUCUCACAGGAUUUGGAUACAAACACAACAACAACAACAACCACAACUCCAGCAACACCAAUAACAACAUCAACCGCAACAUCAUCACCUACAACACUAUCAACUACAUCAUCAUCUACAACUUCAACCCCAUCAACUGAAGCUUCGUUGACCACUAGUAACUUGGAUGCGAUUGCCACCAGCAGUCCGUCGUGGUCCGAAGCUGUCAGCACUCCUGCCCAAACAUUUCCACCUCGCAAAACUCCAAAGUCACCCACAACAACAGCUCCAAGGAGAACGAGCAGCACCUCGACAACAACUGCUGCUCCUGAGGUCAUAAAUGCCACCACAGUGCAGACAACUAUUGCGCCACCUGGACAAGACUAUCGUCUUUAUUACUGCGAGUGCGAUUUGCAAUCGGAGCUGUGCGAAAUCAAUUGCUGCUGUGAUCGCGAUUGCCCCGCAGAGACGCUGCAAGUCUUCAACUGUUUGCAGUCAUCGGUGGCGCCACAGCUGCAGACGCGUCUUGAGGACUUUCAGUACACUCAUGGACUGCCCACCUGCCAGCUCCACGAUGGAUGGCUCUGCGUCUUUCGCAGCAACACAAAGCCAGCGAAGCCAGAGCCACUCAGCAACAACUUCGAUGCGGAACAGUACAACAAAUGGCCGGAGCAGCUAACUGGCUACGAGGAGCAGGUAGUUCAAUCCUCUCAGUCUACGAGCCACUACAAAUACGGACAGGCGCUGCAGCUGUGGCAACCAGAGACCAAACAGUUGUCCGAUUUUGAGCUGCCCUUGGCUUAUGAAAGCGCCAACUGUCAACUGAAGCAGGCGCUGCGUCAUCUGGAACCCAUGAGAAGCAGCUGCAAGCUCAGUGAUGCCUUAGAAAUGCAGAGCCACCUCUGGACAUUACUCAAUCUGACGAGCAGCCAUCAGUUACUAGCAAAACCUUUCGACCCAGAGGAUCAGGAAGUGCAGAGCAUAGACAUAGAAAUAUGCCAACAACUGUUGCAGCAGCCACAAAUGCAGUGCAAUGAGACGCAACUGGACAUCAGCGUGGACAGCAUUGAAUUGAAGUUGCUGCACAAUUACACACACAUCUUGUCAGCUAAAUUGGUGCUAAAGGAAGCGAGUGCAUCGGAGGAACAUGAUCUACUCUGGCUGCACUACGAACUGAACUUUAAAACUGCAGCAUCAGACUUUUCCAAGCCCAACUCUGGUCCACUUGGCUAUCUGCAAGGUGCGCCACUUCUACUCUCGACAUGGCAGCCACAAAACAGCAGCGAUCAGACACCACUUAAUCUUACUCAUCACUGGCUAACGCUCUGCGAGCAGAGUCGUUCCACUGUUGGCUUUGGCGUGGAUCUCGCCAAGCAUUGCCAGCUACGUGAAGUGGCGCCAAUUGUUUUGCACAAUCAUACGGAAUAUUGCCAGCAACUGCAGGCACACAUUUGGCGCCAAUUGCUGCCACAGAAUUGCACUCGCUUGGAGCAACUGGAUCAAGUAUUGGUUUCGCAGCUGGGCAAACCACAACCAGAUCAGUGGCUGUCACUCCAACUUAGCCACAUGGAUGGUCAGCUGCCAAUCUUGGGCCUCUACAAUGAGGAGCAGCAAAGUCUGAGUUGUCGCAACAUAAUACUCAGCGUCAGCUAUGAGUUCCAUGUGGCAGAGCUAACACUGAUCGAUGGUCAUGUUCCGCACCAGAAUGUGUUGCGUCAUGCGAGAUUGAUGAUGGGUCAACGACACGAUCUGGAAUUCGAUGCGGGCGAGCAGUUGAUCGAGUUGCCCUUGGCUGUCUCUGUCAUGUUCUUCAAGCAGCAGCAAAAUUCGGCAAGUUCGCUAUUCCUCUCAAGCGGAUUGGCUUGUGUUAUAUCUACAAGCAUUCGAUGGCUAGUUCAAUAACGUAAAGGAAUAGCUUGAAAAGUUGAACAAU
Messenger RNA from Drosophila albomicans, 1972 nucleotides. Its product is annotated as tectonic. The record is from RefSeq and is a predicted model, not a curated record. Gene Ontology annotation, cellular component: ciliary transition zone. The transcript is spliced from 2 exons. Gene Ontology annotation, biological process: cilium assembly. Lineage: Eukaryota; Metazoa; Arthropoda; Insecta; Diptera; Drosophilidae. Bases 1 to 1941 code for a protein of 646 amino acids.